This is a messenger RNA of Moneuplotes crassus, 2734 nucleotides long. The record is from the annotation of a GenBank genome assembly. Lineage: Eukaryota; Ciliophora; Spirotrichea; Euplotida; Euplotidae.
GAAAGAUGUCAAAGACUGUUCUGCUGUUUAACGUUACUGAUAUUGAACUGGAGGAAGAUGCUGCUAAUUAUAAUACAAACAGACCUAAUAUUAUUGCUUACAUUUCAAUCGACAACCAACUUAUUGAUGCUGUAUGGAGAAAUAGGAUCGAAAUUCCCAUUUCCCCUAUAAAUCAAAUCCUUCAAAUCGUUCUAAGAGAAAAUAAUGAGGAACAAAGAAAAUUAGGAAGCCUUAGUAUUAGAGUAGAGCAGUUCUUGGAAUUGCAAGCCAAAAAGACAUACUCUCAUUGGGUUACACUUUUCGAUUAUAUUGAAGAUGAUGAGUAUGAUGGAGAUCUUGGAAUUGAUGAUGAUGAAAAACCAAGAGCGUACAUAAGGUAUGGACUUGAGAAUGCAAUUACUGAAUCAAAGAAACCCAAAGCAUUUACUACACAUGUUAGGAAAGCAAAAGAAGACAGAAAAGGAUCUUCGAAAAUAGUAACUACAACGAAGACAACAACAUAUUCGAUAAGUUCUGCAUCGAGAUUCAAGCAACAAAAUCAAGAAGAAUUGCAUGCUCCUGAGCCUGUUCCUGAGAGGCAAGUAAUUAUUCAACAAGAGGCGCCUCCACAGCAGACCCGUCAGGAAAAUAUAGAGAGGUACUCCGUUAGAAUCCUUGAGUGAGAUUUAAAAGCAGAUACAAAAGAACUAAUUCAUGAGCUGCAAGAUCAGCAGAAUGAUGUGCUGAAGCAACAGGAGUAUAGAAUGAAGACUCUUUCUAAUUUGGACAAACUUCAUAGAGAACUAACGGGAGAACAUAUCCAAGACCAAGUUUCCUAUUUCAAACUUCAAAGAAAUGAAAAAGAUAUCUUACUGGAUUAUGAAGUUAGGAAAGCAGCAGUUGGGGAGCACAUCAAAGUUCUAAAUAGCCAGAUUGAAAAUGUGGAUCUAGAGACCCAUCAAACACAAAAUGAGUACCAGCAAAGAUCCAAGACCAAUUCCUUGCUCGAAAACGAGGUCAAUAAAGCUGAAUAUGCAGAUUCUGGGGGUCUUUCUCAAGAAGCCAAGGAUCUGAGAAAAGAGAAUAACAGUCUUAGAAAUAAUACAUCAACAUUAGACUCUAAUCUGAAUAAUGAAAGAAAUAAUACAAAUGAUUUGAAGUCUAAGCAUGACCAAGCCAUAAAAGCCUAUAAUGAUACUCUUGAAAAAUAUAAUGAUUUGCUUCUCAAAGCUGAGGAAUCAAAGAAAUUGGCAGAUUCCCAGAGAAAUGGUGUACUCAGCGAUAUUUCUAAAGAAAAUUUAGUUGAUAUCUCAUUAUCAAAAAAGAAGGCUCUUACAAAUCAAUCAGUAUCCUCCCUUUCUGAGUUAGCUCUAAAAUUAAAGAGUCAGUUAAGCAAUUUAGAUCAUAAGUAUAAUGAAUUCAUGGAUAAACUUACCAAAGUAACUCAGGAGCAAGAGAGAGAAGUAGAAGAUUUACAGAAUCAGCUCUCAAAGAAUGGGGAGUCAGCACAUGACCUUAGUAAUAAUCUCAAGAAUCAAACAAAAGAAAUUGAGGAGCUUCACAAAGAGCUAGAUCAAGAAAAUGCUUCAAAUUUAAAUGGAAAACUGAGAAAAAUAAUUGAUGAGUUACUACUCGCAGAUAAUAAAAGAAAGGAUAUCCAAGACUGCCUUGAGAAUGCUCAAUCUACUUGGAGAGCAAAGCUUCAAUUGUUUACUGACGAAGCUAGCAGAAGAAGCAGAGAAGACGCCAGAGAGAAAAGAAUUCAUGAAAUUGAAAAACAUAUUUCGAAGAUUGACCAACUGACCAGAGAAAUUUAUAGUUUAGAAAACGAAGCAGACUGCAUUCAAACAAAAAUAUUCACGGACACUCAUAGAGACAUCCUCGAAGAAGAGCUCAGAAGAGAACUCGACAGUGUCAAGCUCAAGGCGAGAUGGGCCGAAGACGAAAGAGCUCAUUCUUACGAAGAACUUCAGGCGCUGCUUCAAACGUUGAGGGAAGUCGACAUCAGGGAAAUGCAAGAGUCUGAAAUCUCUGAGUUGAGGACCGAAGUAGACGAGGUUAGGAUUAUCUUGACUGAGAAAGCUCAACAAAUCAGAGAGCUCGAGACUGAGGUUACCAUCUGAGUUACUAAAAUUGAAGAAAUCACCUACCUCAUUGAACUAAAAAACCAAGAAAUUAGAGAGUUAAAUAUCAUACUUGAAGAAAAAUAACAGAAUCAUUAAGAACUUAAAUAAGCAACUCGGAAAAGCUACAAAAGCCAACUACGCUGCUGCAAGAGGAGAUGCAGUUGAUAAGAUGCUUGCUGAAUAUCUCAAUCAGUUUGGAACCAGAGUUCCGAUUAAAAGACUUGGAAAAGGAUUCUAUUUGUUUGGAACAAAGAAAAUCUAUGCAAAGAUCAUGAAUGGAAGAUUAGUUGUCAGAGUUGGAGGAGGAUAUAUGGUCAUUGAUGAAUUUGUUGCUACAUAUGAAGAGCCAGAACUUACAAAGCUAUAUAAGUUAGCCGAGAGAGAAGGCUUAGACAAUAUUUAAUGAUCUUGACAUUGAAGCUAUUACAGGAAUUUAUGCUGAGGGUGCGAAAUCCCCAGGUGGAAGAUCUCCUGGUGGAAGAUCUCCAAAAGGUGCUAAAGGAAAGAAAUCUCCAGGAAAAUCGCCAAAAGGACAAUCUUUUAGGACUAAAGCAAGCAGUUCUAUUAAUGGAACUCAGAGAAGUCCAAGAAUCUCAGCUGCAACUUUGAAAAAUGCUAGAAAGAUCUAA